AUGUUACAAGCUUUGGGAUUAAGAGGUUCUGCUAAGAUAUCAGAAGACCAGAAGGUCUCGCGGAUUAUAACGCAGGCUCUUCAAUACGAGAAUGCGCUGAAGGCCAUGGACUACUUUCUGGACGAUAGAUCGAGCGAAGGACUCAGGCUGCUGGAGGACCAUGACCAAUCCGCCAUCACCCAGCUGGCAUACGCCGUGAUUCAGUUCAUCGAGGCCACGCUGGGGUUUGAAGCGGCCACUAUGAAAAAGGCGAACGAUGCGCUUGUCCUUGCGGAAAACAUGUCCUGGAAAGAGAAGACGUUUGCGGAGAAGAACAAGAUCCAGACCUCUGCUAUAUAUCCGCCCGGCACCGAAUGGGCCGUCACUUACGCGGAGGCAAAUCUGCUGAGUGCACUGCUAAUGCUGUUGAGUGAGAGUAUGGUCGAUAGCGCAAAGGCCCUUUUGAAGCUCAGGCGCGCGUACCACACGUUGGACGAGAUCAGCAAGAGUAUGGAGCGGAACUCUGUCGAGAACGGGAUGAGCAAUUCGUCGAUGAAUAGCGGCUCAUCUAGCACGAGCACCGCCUCGUCGCAGCGGUUUGCGGACGUUCCGGGCCUGUCGAGCGAGCAGAGUGUGAAGGACGAGGAUGUUAUCAAGCGACUCGAGAAACUGUACAAAGUCAGGAAAGCACGCAUCGACGGCGAGCACAUCGGCAACCCGCCAGCCUCGGAGUCGCUCAGACACAACUUGGGCUUCAAGGAGAGACAGAAGGGCGAACUAAGCGACACGAUGGGUUUCACAGUAGAAUACGGCAAUUCGGACGUGCCGACAAUCGACGAGUUCAUCCAUUCGGGAGUCAACCUGUGUUUCGGGAUUUUGCAGGUGGUUUUGUCUUUGAUUCCACCUGCUAUCGGAAGAGUUCUAUCCGUGGUUGGUUUCAAGGGAUCCCGGGAGCACGGGCUGAAAAUGGUCUGGAACGCGGCCAAGGAAAGAAACAUUCACGGCGGACUUGGGCUUCUUGCGCUACUGGUGUUUUAUGACGGGCCUUUCCAGUUUACAGAUGUCGACUUCGAUCUUCCGUCCACUAUAGAGCUCAAAAAGAUGAGCUCUCAGUCAAGCCAUACGCUUGUCACUACCGAGACCUUUGGUCGGAAAGCAAAAGUGGAGCGUAAGAUGGAGCUGGAAAAGAUGGCAAGUGUUGGGGAUGGUGAGCCGACCUUGCUGCAUCCGGGGCCAAAGCUGGUUUCGGUGCUGUUGCAUGCACGAGCUCUAUUCCCGAACGGCAAUUUGUGGUUGCUUCAGGAGUCCCGAAUGCUUGCCAGCCGUGGUCGGUUGGAGGAGGCUGUGGAGCUGAUGGAUACUGCGCAUAAGUCGGAGAUGAAGCAAGUGGAUGCGCUACUGGGCUACGACCGUGCCAUGAUACUGGCUUUCAUGCACAAAUUUGAUCGUGCCGGCAGAGAAUUUUUGGAGCUGGUCAACAUCAAUUCUUACUCACACUGUCUUUACACCUACUUUGCUGGGGCGUGUUACUUGGAGUGCUAUCGUAUGUGCAUCACAGGACUGAAUAUUGAAUCCGACGUCCCAGAUAAGGUGGAUCUCACAAAAAAAGAUUAUUAUAAAGAACAGGCCGAGAAACAUCUCAAGGCAGCUCCGUCGCUGAUCGGCAAGAAGAAAUUCCAGUCCAAGAUCCCUCCGUUCGAAAAGUUUAUUGCAAGAAAAUUGAAGCAGAUUGAGAAGACACAGCAGGCCACCGGAUUACCGUUUCUGGAUUGCGUUGGCACGUCGCUGAUCCAUGAGCUGGUGUAUUUCUGGAACGGCUACAAUCGAAUGACAGAGGAACAACUCAGACUCUCGAUAGAGCUUCUCGGCUACUCGGCCGAUGCAAUCAAAGACAGGGACCUGGACCUCGAAAACCCAGCCACGCACGAGCCAUAUAGCAAGAUCAGCGAGGCGCGCGAGGAGGCCAUGAUCAGGCACACAUUGCAGGCGAUAUCGCUGAGAAGACUGGGAAAAAUCGAGGAAGGCAGCAAACUGCUGGACUCUGCAGUCAUAAGCAACAUGACGGAGACCGGCAAGGCUGGCGUGAAUCAGAAACUGCUCAAGCUGACCGAGAACCCAUGGCUCUAUCCGACUGCAUUAUAUGAAAAAGCGCUUUUCUGCUGGAAGCAGCAAGGAUUUGAUGGUCUCGAGGAGUCCAAGAACUGGCUCAAAAAAUCUCAAACAUAUGGGGGAGAUGACUACGAGCUAAGCACCCGAGUGUCGAUGAAAACGAAAGCCGCUCUCGAUAGAUUAGAAGACAUUCGUAUUUAA
Messenger RNA from Ogataea parapolymorpha DL-1, 2289 nucleotides. Its product is annotated as Mitochondrial outer membrane protein IML2. NCBI's taxonomy places the organism in Eukaryota, Fungi, Ascomycota, Pichiomycetes, Pichiales, Pichiaceae. Gene Ontology annotation, cellular component: nucleus; mitochondrial outer membrane; cytosol. The record is from RefSeq and is a predicted model, not a curated record. The transcript has a single exon. The coding region runs from base 1 to 2289 and encodes 762 amino acids. Gene Ontology annotation, molecular function: protein binding.